Messenger RNA from Filobasidium floriforme, 2080 nucleotides. RefSeq lists its product as uncharacterized. The record is from RefSeq and is a predicted model, not a curated record. The transcript is spliced from 2 exons. The coding region runs from base 1 to 1983 and encodes 660 amino acids. Lineage: Eukaryota; Fungi; Basidiomycota; Tremellomycetes; Filobasidiales; Filobasidiaceae.
AUGGGCAAAGCACCCUCUCGAAAAUCGACCGACGCGUCCAAGGUCGCCGGGAAACCGGCGCCGGUGCUCAGCCUAGUCUCAUGGCGGCCUCUCUACCCGCACACUCGCCGAGGGUUCGCUUCGUACGAUAAGGAGAAGAAGAGCUGGUGGAUCAAAGCCAUCGAAUGGGUCAGAAACAACCAUUCCUCGCCCGCUGUGCUAGCUGCGCUGCCGGGCUUGGAAUACGGCAAUCGUAUAUCCGCGAUCUUGAAGUUGGAGAAAUACUUGGUGCAAUUUGCCCUGUACAAACUCCGAUAUCCCAUAUGUCCAGGGGAAUUGCAGUUGGAAGCCGACACUGGGCCGGCGGAUCUGUGCAAAGUCUGUUGGAGACGCCAUCUUGCAUCGGAAGCCUUCAGUCGACAUCAGAAUGUAUGGACGCUGGAUACCAUGGAACUGGCCAUGAGGAAGAAGUGGCACGAAGGCCUGGAAAGAAAGGUCAAGCAGCCUUUGAUCGACGAGCACAGAGAGGUGGAUCUGGCGAGGUUGACAGAUAGGAGGCAACUGGCGAGGUUGUUACAUGUAGACGACACUGCUGACCAGGAGUUGAGGGAGAAUGGGGCGGGCGUCUAUCUUGGACAAUGGUUCUAUCAGCAGCUCAAAAUCGCGCAGCAGAAUCAACAGCAAACGGGCAUGAUCAUGCCUAUGCCCAGCUCGGUUGCCAUGCCGAUCGCAAUCUCCACUCCGAUCCCCACAGCAAGCACGAUGUCAAAUUCGCACUCGGCCCCGGCGCUGUCUCGAGUGUGGACCCCAAUCUCGAUCGCUAUGCCAGACGUGACCACAGCCGCAGCGUCGACGUCGGCUUCCACCGCGAAGCCUUCGGUCCUCUCGCAAAGUCCCAAGCUGGCCUCGACCUUGACUUGCGGUCUUUCUCCAAACACACCCCUGACCUCGACGCCAAUCGGCAGUCCUACCCGGCCAGUGGCUUCGAGACCAAAGCCUCCUGCAGGUAUUCCGAAGAUGCCUGCGGCGAUGUUACACACCAGUAGAGGUCUAGCUCACGACGACAACCCCAACUUAAUCGUCGCCGCUGGACCGUCCCGCUACUCGUACAAGCCGUCGACGCCUCAGCUAGACCCGGUCGAAAAGGCGCUCUCGAGCUUGACAGCAUCGUACAAAAAACGUGACGAGUCGAGCCUGACUGCAUCGUCCGACAUGCGGAUGGAGGCGCCGUCAGGGACUCCUCCUCCGACCCCGCCCGCGAUGGAUGUCACCACUCGACCGGACGAGACGCUGAUUGAUCCAAGCCUGAUCGCAGUGAGAGGGGGAAACCUCUCGAUCAAGCCGGAAAAGCCUGCCUCCGCGACUCCCUCGAAGCGAGUACCGGACGAUCCUCGAGCAUUCGAGAAGAAGAACCGGGUCGUCCCCAUGCAUACUACCACUGGCGGAAAGUCGCUCGGUCUGCUUGAGAUGUACACUGACGACGAUGCGGAGGAAGCGGAUGAUCGCGGCGGGAGUGAUGACCCGAUGCAAGAAGAUGAUGCCGACGAGGCAGAGAUCAGGGAAGCUUCGGACGACAUUCGAGCUAUGACCGUGGACAGAGAGGAUGCGGUGAUCCCUGUGGUAACCCCUGCGCCACUUCCCCCGGCAUUGGAUGCGCUCGCCAUGUCUGAAGGAGUGACGGGAACCGAGGCCAUGCAGCUCGUGAUGAACUUCAUUGCCGAUAGCCAAAAGUGUGAGGCAGAGGUGAGGCAUGUGAAGACCCAGUACGAAGAUGACAAGACGAUCUGGAGCGAAAAAGAGAAAGAGUACAGGGAUCUGAAUAAGAAGAUGGAAGCCGAGAACAAGCGGCUUCGUAGGGAGAGAAACAGCGCGAGAGACGACUGGAAAGUCUGUGAAGCGGACAGGGUUCGUUUCAAGAACAAGCUUGAGCAUGCAGUAGCGGAUAAGACGGACCUGGAGGAGCAGGUUCGAGGGCUACAAGGGAAAUUGGCCGCGCUGGCUUGAUAGACAAGACAGACAGAUACAGACGAGUGUGACCGGUUCGAGAACGAAUCGAGAAACAGUUGUAUACCCCCCGACGCCAGUUAGUGCGAUACGAAUU